Messenger RNA from Mesocestoides corti, 210 nucleotides. The record is from the annotation of a GenBank genome assembly. NCBI's taxonomy places the organism in Eukaryota, Metazoa, Platyhelminthes, Cestoda, Cyclophyllidea, Mesocestoididae.
AUGUUUUGUCCGUCAGACUCUGGAGAGAUUAGUGAGGAGGCCGCAGCUCGGAUGGAUGAGGACGCGGAGGAGGAAGAAAAAAUGAGGCAAGAGGAGGAACGCAAGUGGUUGGAGCGUGAGCGCAUUGCACAAGAAAUGUUUGCCCAGAAGAAGGCCAUGGAGGAAUUGGAGGACGCCAAACGCAAGCGUCUUGAAGAAGAGGUGAGCUUC